This is a messenger RNA of Mucor mucedo, 609 nucleotides long. RefSeq lists its product as uncharacterized. Bases 107 to 505 code for a protein of 132 amino acids. The record is from RefSeq and is a predicted model, not a curated record. NCBI's taxonomy places the organism in Eukaryota, Fungi, Mucoromycota, Mucoromycetes, Mucorales, Mucoraceae. The transcript has a single exon.
GUAGUCGCCAACAUCUUUUAAACAAACAGCACCCUCGCUUAAAUCUUUUUAUUUUCGACUCUAUUUUUUUUUUUUUUUUCAACUCUUUACUACAUAAAACAAGUCCAUGCUCCCCCUUUGGUUAUCCUCUUGGUAUCAACAACAGCAAGUACAGUCUCAGGAACCUUUUAAUGAUCAAUAUGAAGCAGCUGACGGAGAAGGAGACUGGGUGGAGGUUAUCACUCCAUCCAUCAAGAGACGACAACCAAUAAGUAAUGACAAACAUAAUGAAGUGCCAACACCAGAGCCCAUUGAAUCCUCGUCCUCCGCAUCCACCACAGCAGUAACGGACCCUGUUGUUAAAGGUUUGUCAAGACAGGAAAGAAGGGCAAAGGCACGUUUUGCAGUGAAGGAUAAGAAAAAGCAGGCACGUAGUGCUGCCAUGGUAAUCAAUCGUAGUAGGGUUAAAGGCGCCUUGGCUUCAUCCACCUGUCUUUCCUCGAACCUAUUAACUAUCGACCAUUAAUCCCUCUCCCAUUUUUUUUUAUAUCUUUUUCUUUUUCUUUUUUUUUUUUAAACAAAACAUACACCCUUUUUUUUUACAUUUUAACUUUUUUUUGUCCCUCUCAC